This is a messenger RNA of Glycine soja, 1711 nucleotides long. RefSeq names its product NAC domain-containing protein 37-like. Gene Ontology annotation, biological process: regulation of DNA-templated transcription. Lineage: Eukaryota; Viridiplantae; Streptophyta; Magnoliopsida; Fabales; Fabaceae. Gene Ontology annotation, molecular function: DNA binding. The transcript is spliced from 4 exons. The record is from RefSeq and is a predicted model, not a curated record. Bases 230 to 1276 code for a protein of 348 amino acids.
CACUCACUCCUAACGGAAUUUUUCUUACUUCUCUCUCUCUCUCUCCAUCAUCAUUCAUGUUGUUUUCUUCUACCAAGCUAGCCUAGCUUCUUCAUCUCCUUCAAUUUGUCUUCUCUUCAUUAAUUCCAAUUGUCUUUAAACCGCUAUCUCAUCAGCAUGAUGAAGAAAGUCAAGUGUGGUGGGUAUUAAUGGUGGUGGUGAAUUUGAUGCAGUACCAGUAAUUGCUAUCAUGGAGUCGAUGGAGUCAUGUGUCCCACCAGGGUUUCGGUUCCACCCAACAGAUGAAGAGCUUGUUGGUUAUUAUCUCAGGAAGAAAGUCGCUUCUCAGAAAAUUGACCUUGAUGUUAUCAGAGAGAUCGAUCUAUAUCGUAUUGAACCAUGGGAUCUCCAAGAGAGAUGCAGGAUAGGGUAUGAAGAGCAGAAUGAGUGGUAUUUCUUCAGCCACAAAGAUAAAAAGUAUCCAACAGGGACAAGAACUAAUAGAGCUACCAUGGCUGGGUUUUGGAAGGCGACAGGAAGAGACAAAGCAGUGUAUGAAAGAGCAAAACUUAUUGGGAUGAGGAAGACCCUUGUUUUCUACAAAGGAAGAGCCCCUAAUGGACAGAAAAGUGAUUGGAUCAUGCACGAGUAUAGGCUUGAAUCUGAUGAGAAUGGACCUCCACAGGAGGAAGGUUGGGUUGUGUGCAGAGCCUUCAAGAAGAAAACCACUGGGCAAACGAAGACUAUAAAUAUUGAAGGAUGGGAGUCAAGCUACUUCUAUGACGAAGCAAGUGGGGCAACAAGCACUUUGGUCGAUCCAAUUGAACUCAUUUCAAGGCAAUCUCAGAGCUUUCUGGCUCAAAAUUUCAUGUGCAAGCAAGAGCUAGAAGCAGAUAACUUGACUUGCAUGCAUCAAGAUCCGUUUGUGCAACUUCCUCAGCUAGAAAGCCCGUCUUUGCCACUAGUAAAGAAGCCAAGCACAGUGUCCCUAGUAUCAGACAAUAAUAACGAAGGUGAAGACAAUCAAAACAGGUUGUUAUUCAACAACAACAACACAAAGAAAGUCACUACUGAUUGGAGAGCCCUUGACAAGUUUGUAGCCUCUCAACUAAGUCAAGAAGUAAACACGCAUGAAACUAAUGUUGGAGUACUCUCAUCAAGCUUUGAACCCCAUGAUGAUAACCACGACAUGGCACUGCUGCUACUGCAGAGUAGUAGGGAUGAAGGGAACAGGUUAAGCCCGUUUCUAAAUACAAGCUCCGACUGUGACAAUGGGAUAUGCGUAUUCGAAAAAUGAUCCAAGAAGAAAAAGAAGUGCGUGGAAACGAUUUUUAAUUAUUUGUAGUAGUACCAUGUGUUAAAUUAAUGUUCUAUGGAUGCUGGGACAAAGACAUACUAUAUUUUUGUAAAAAAAAAAUAUGUGUGGAUCAGAAGAAUUAAAACUCUCUAUAUAUGCCCUUCUGCGUGAGUGAAGCAUGUGUGCGCAAAUUGAGAUGCAUGCGUCCAAGUGGCUCUAGAAUUUAGGUAGUUUUUUAUAUAUAUUUUAAGUUAUCACGAUAAGCAGAAGGUACAGUAAUAGCCUUGCCAUAAAACGAGUCUUCUAGGCUCUCAUGCCUAAGAAGGCAGGUGUGACAGCAUAUGUUUGUGAUCCUUCAGAAUUCUGCUGCUAUUUUAAAAUGCCUGUGUAUUCUUUAAUUUUCUCUGCUUAAGCAUGUUGUACAAUUGUUCUGCA